Nannizzia gypsea CBS 118893 is the source of this 1164-nucleotide messenger RNA. RefSeq names its product DUF887 domain-containing protein. NCBI's taxonomy places the organism in Eukaryota, Fungi, Ascomycota, Eurotiomycetes, Onygenales, Arthrodermataceae. The record is from RefSeq and is a predicted model, not a curated record. The coding region runs from base 1 to 1164 and encodes 387 amino acids. The transcript has 2 exons. Gene Ontology annotation, biological process: lipid homeostasis. Gene Ontology annotation, cellular component: membrane; endoplasmic reticulum.
AUGCUGGAUCCUAUACCGCUUCCCCCGCGAUGGCUUCAAGAUUUGGUUACGCCGAUCGCACAGAGUUGGUCCCUGCCGACGCUGCCAUACCACAUACAUGAAGUCAUCCUCUCAUUCGCCCUGUACCAGUUCAUCCAGUCCAUCGUCGCACCCAGGCUCUCGACGUGGCUCUUCCCAAAGCUUUAUCCUAAUUUCUCUAAGCGCACGAAGCUCGGCUGGGAUAUCCAUGUCGUCUCCCUCACGCAAAGUACCCUCAUCUCCGUCUUGGCGCUGUGGGUGAUAUUUUACGACGAGGAGAGGAAGAACAUGACACCGGUUGAGCGAGUGUAUGGAUAUUCUGGAGCCUGUGGCUUGAUUCAGGCCAUGGCUACAGGCUAUUUCCUGUGGGAUCUGAUCAUCAGCGUCAGACAUGUCAGCGUGUUUGGCGUCGGGAUGCUGUUCCACGCGAUCAGUGCCGUGUUGGUGUAUUGUUUAGGAUACAGGCCAUUUGUCAAUUACUAUGCGCCAACCUUCAUCCUUUAUGAGCUCUCCACUCCAUUCCUGAACUUCCACUGGUUCUUUGACAAACUGAAUAUGACUGGAUCCCGUGCCCAGUGGUACAAUGGAAUGGCUCUUCUCUCGGUCUUUUUCUCUUGUCGUCUCAUCUGGGGCUCAUGGAACUCCUUUUAUGUCUUCUAUGACAUCUACAAGGCCCUCUAUAUAUCCGAUAGAUCCGUUCCCGUUAAUAGUACCGACUUUUACUCCUUAGUGUUCAGCACUCGGAAUUCAUCUAUGUGUCUAGACGACCGCUGUAUCAAGGCAAAUGCAGAGGUCUCUCAGUUUGCGGACUUCUCCGCCCCCGGUUUUCCACUAUGGCUUGCAUUUAUAUACCUUGCUAGCAAUACCGUUCUCAACACCCUUAACUGGUACUGGUUCUCAAAGAUGAUAGAUGCAGUUCUCAAGCGUUUCAGAGGCGAGGACUUGCCGUCGGCAGAGAAGAUUGCCCCUCCAGAAUCCAUUGAAGGGGACGCAAAUCCGAUCAUCCUUGAAGCUGCUUCCACCCUUGAAAAGGAAGAAGCUACCUUUACCACGGGGACCUUAGACGCUGAGUCAGAGGUCUCUAACAACACUACACAGUCUACCCCAAUGAACGGCGGAUCUGGCGCUCGAAGACGGAAGGCAUAG